This is a messenger RNA of Protopolystoma xenopodis, 333 nucleotides long. The record is from the annotation of a GenBank genome assembly. NCBI's taxonomy places the organism in Eukaryota, Metazoa, Platyhelminthes, Monogenea, Polystomatidea, Polystomatidae.
AUGUGGCAUGCACACAGGGCGACACAAUGGGGUGCACUUUGUAGCCCUCCGAGCCGGACUGCAGUUGGGCUGGACAAUUUAGUGUAUCCCACUUGUACCCUGAACUGGCGUCAACCAAUCACGAGCCUGCAAUCGGACAAUCCAGCCGGUACAACUCAGCAGGAAACACGUGCAGAAGAGACGAACGGACGGACGAGAAUACACAAAAAUGUAGAAAACAAGCCGACUUUUGGGCGCAACGAAAUGAGCAGAUCUCACGAGGCCAGUGGAUGUCAUCUGGACGUAGCUCCUAAAAACAAUUUUCAGGCAUCAAGCCUGUCCCGGUCUCAUUAG